AUGAGAUGGAUGCGGAUGCUGUUGUUUGUACUUUGCACACUCUCAAUGGAAUGGUGUGAUGUUGGAGGUAAUAUUGCGUGCUUUAUCCAAAAACCGACAAAAUGUUCUCAUAACAAUUUCGAACUCCAAAAUGAUGUUCUUGUGUUAAAACAAUCAAAUUUUACAAAGAUUCAAUGCAGCGUUACAAAUCAUCUUUUCGUUAGUGUUGAGUAUUUUGAGGGCGUUUUAACAGUCGAUCUGAAAAACACUGUUCUUAAAAUUGUUGACAAAAAUUUGGAGUUUCAAGAUGUCAACUAUCAUUCAUUCAAUUUUUCAAACAAAAACCGUGGCGUAUCAAAUAUUGUCCAUCAAAGAAAAAAAUCAAUGACAUGUAAUGGGUUGACUGUUGAUAAUUGUUUAGAGUGUUUUCCUACUUGGGUUGGUUGUGCUCUGUGUGAGCAAGGUUACACUCUUAUGUAUAGAACAGUAAAUAGCCAAAAACAAUAUACAUGUACGUAUGGUACAACAAUUCCGUCAGGGUAUUUAAAAAGGUGCAAUGAUAAUUGGAAGUAUAACGAAUCUACAGGAAGGUGUUGUGCCAUCAACUGUAGUUCAGAAACGUGUUCCGCUUCAUUUACUACUUCGUGUGCUACGUGCACAUCACCUUAUAAAUUAGUUGGCUACUCGUGUUAUUACAAUGGAUGUACUGUUGCAAAUUGUGAAACGUGUUCGAGUUCGGGUGUUUGUAGCACUUGUAAAAGUGGAUACACCUUCAAAAAUUCGUCGUAUUGUGAAAAAAACUCCAUUAUCAUUCCAAAUUGUGCAACAUACAGGGGAACGUCAUGUACAAAAUGUGAAUCGAAUUAUUACUUGUUAAACAGCACAUUUUGCCAACUAUGCGACACAACAUGUGGUGGUUCGUGUUUUGAUUCAACAGGAUAUUGUUCAAGUUGUUCAACUGGGUUGGUUUACACAAAUCCAAAAUCAAUGCAAUGCGAAGUGUGUUCUAAUUAUGAUUCAAAGUGUGUUGAAUGUCUGACUCCAAACAGACAGUGUCGGGUGUGUACAAAUGGAUAUUACCCAUCAAGUAACUCCAAUUGUAUUUCUUGCGAUUCGACGUGUGCGUCGACGGGGUGCAACACACAAACGGGCGCGUGCGGCACUUGUGUAAGCAAUCAAUAUACAAUAAUCUCUGAAACAAGUGUCACGUGUCAGACGUGUUCUUCUUUUGACACAAAUUGUGUAGAGUGUUCAACCAUUUCACGAAAGUGCACAAAAUGCACAAGUGGGAUGUACCCAUCAACAACAUCUCCAUUUACAUGCGUAAGUUGUGACUCAACAUGUUUGAAUGGAUGCAACACACAGACGGGAUACUGCGAGAUAUGUUCAUCACAGUACACUCCCGCAAUAACACAGCCUUCAAAAUUCUGUUCUUCUUGCAGUUCAAUCGACCCAAACUGCAACACGUGUUCAUCAACAGAGAGAAAGUGUUUAAGUUGUGCAUCUCCGUAUUUUGUUGGCAAUAGUGGGGCAAACUGUGUACAAUGUGAUUUUUCUUGUUCUUUGUGUGAUGCAAAUGGGUAUUGCACCUCAUGUGCAUCAAAUUAUGUGAUGUAUGACACACAAAACACAAAGUGCCAAAGUUGCGCAGAUUUCGAUUCAAAUUGUGAGACGUGUCCAGGUGGAAACGAGAAGAAAUGCACAACUUGCAAAACAACAAACAUGUACCCGUCACCAGAUACCGGGAAGUGCAUUUCGUGUUCAACGACAUGUGGUGGAAGUUGUGACCAAACAGAUGGGCACUGCACUUCGUGUGAGAGUGGUUUGGUGUUCACAAGUCCACCAUCAACAAUAUGUGAAGUGUGCAAAAACUUUGAUUCUCAUUGUGCCACAUGUGCUGACAAUGGUGUCAGAUCGUGUUUGGUAUGUUCGAGUGGGUAUUACCCUUUGAGUGGCAUGUGUGUAGCAUGUUCGGCAACGUGUCAACAAAACAAGUGCAACACAGCAAGUGGGCAGUGCACAAAAUGUAUUGACAAUUACGUUGUGACUUCGCCAAUUUCUACAAAUUGUGAAAGUUGCAGUGUUUAUGACCAAAAUUGCGUGACUUGUGCAACAGAUUUCACAAGAAAGUGUAUUGCCUGCAAACCAAAUUAUUACAUCAAGACAAGUGGCGAUUACAAAUGCCAAAGUUGCUCGUCUACGUGUGGUGGUGCUUGCGAUGGUAGCAAUGGAAUUUGCACGACAUGUUCAAGUGGGAUGGUGCCAAACAAUCCACCUUCAACAACAUGUAUAACGUGUCAAGCAUUUGAUUCGAAUUGUGAGAGUUGUGUGACUGGUGAGCGAAAGUGCACAAAGUGUUCAACGCCAAACAUGUACCCCGACGACACGUCACAUAUGUGUGUAUCAUGUUCAACAACAUGUGGAGGGAGUUGCGAUGCAAUCAAUGGAAUAUGCACAACAUGUCAAGAUAACUAUGUUUUCCAAUCAACCAAAUCGAGAGUUUGUGAACAAUGUUCAACUUUUGAUGAACAUUGUAAUAAAUGCUCGUCUGCAUUUGACAGAAAGUGUGUGACGUGUAACACGGGAUAUUAUUCAAACGAAAAUGGUGUAUGUGUUCCAUGUGGACAAAACUGCAAUAGCUGUGAUGGAUCGACUGGCGUGUGUUCAAGUUGCGGCCCAAACAACGUAUUUUCAGAGAGCGACAACAAGACUUGUAUGACGUGCAGUUCGUUUGAUGUGUUGUGUUCAACGUGCUCGUCUUCUUUUGAGAGGAAAUGUGCCACGUGUUUGACGGGGAGUUAUCUCUCGAAUGGGCCAAAGUGCACACUCUGUGAUACGACAUGUGACACCAAUUAUUGUAAUAUUCAAAGUGGAAUAUGUCCAAAGUGCUCACAGCCACAAUAUGUUGUGACAUCACCACAGUCAACCCGUUGUGUCAAUUGCAGUGUUUUUGACACGAAUUGUAUGGAGUGCAAAGGAGAUUAUUCAUCACGACAAUGUGUUCGAUGUGCAAGUGGGAUGUAUCCAUCGUCAAGUGGUAGUUGUGUGUCGUGUUCGUCCACGUGUGGAGGGCAGUGCAACACAAUGAGUGGAGAGUGCACUGGGUGUCAGACAAAUUAUGUCUUCAGUGAUCCAAAGGGGUUGACUUGUCAAACGUGUUACGAUUUUGACUCAAAAUGCACAACAUGUUUUUCAGACUUCAGCAGAAAAUGUGUUGUGUGUAAUGAUGGGUACUAUGCUGUUGAUGGUAAAUGCAAGCUAUGUGACGAAUCAUGUGGUGGUAAGUGUGAUACAACCAGUGGACAUUGCACAGGCUGCAACACAAACAAAGUCUUUUCAACAACAAACAACAGUGUGUGUGUUGCGUGUGCUGAUUUUGAUGCAAAUUGUCGAGUCUGUGCGUCAAGUGGCGAGAGAAAGUGCAACACAUGCACCAACAAGACACACCCAGACGAGAUUGGUAAUUGUGUUCCGUGCGACACACAGUGCACAACGGGCUGCAAUGGCCAAACUGGUGUCUGUGUCAACUGCAAUUCAAACGAAGUUAUUGACGAGUCUGAUGGAACAACAAAGUGUGAGGCGUGCUCUUCGUUUGACUCAAAUUGCAAUUUGUGUGCAUCAGACCAAUCGCGUGCCUGUGAGGAAUGCAACACAAAUUAUUACCCGGACACAUCAACAGAUUUUAAAUGCAAAAGUUGUGACGCAACAUGUAACGGAAGUUGCAACACGCGAAAUGGGUAUUGCACUGGGUGCCUGUCAAAUUACGUCUUUAUUUCUUCAACAAGUAUGACGUGUCAAAGUUGCAGAACGUUUGAUCCUCAUUGUGAGACUUGUUCGCCCGACUUUUCCAGAAAGUGUGUGACCUGUGACAGUGGGUAUUACCCUUCGAAUGGAAUUUGUGUAGCAUGUUCGACAACGUGUCAACAAAACGAGUGCAAUACAGCAACUGGACAGUGCACGUUAUGCAUUGACAAUCAUGUUGUGACUUCGCCAAUUUCAACAAAUUGUAUAAUGUGCUCUGCAUGGAAUAAAGACUGUGUGACUUGUGCAACAAAUUUCACUCAGAAGUGUGUGAAAUGCACACAUGGUAAAUUUGCAUCAAAUGGAAAGUGUAUAGAUUGUGACUCGACGUGUGGUGGUGCCUGCAAUGGGGUGAGUGGACAUUGUACUGGUUGUACAGCAACGUAUGUCCCUUCCAACACAAAUCUAUCUCUGUGUAUUUUAUGUCAGGCAUUUGAUGUUAAUUGUGAGAGUUGUGUGACUGGUGAGCGAAAGUGCACAAAGUGUUCAACGCCAAACAUGUACCCCGACGACACGUCACAUAUGUGUGUAUCAUGUUCAACAACAUGUGGAGGGAGUUGCGAUGCAACAAAUGGGAUAUGCACAACAUGUCAAGAUAACUAUGUUUUCCAAUCAACUAAAUCACGCGUCUGUGAAUCAUGCUCAACAUUUGAUGCACAUUGUAAUAAAUGCUCAUCUGCAUUUGACAGAAAAUGUGUGAUGUGUAACACGGGAUAUUACCCAGACGAAAUCGGUGUGUGUGUUCCAUGUGACACAAUCAACACAAAUUGCACGAGUUGCAGCCAAAUAACAAAGAAGUGCCUGGCGUGCAAAGACCCACAAUAUGUGGCUUUAAAUGGGAUUUGUUCAAAUUGCGAAGUUGGGACUUACAAAAAGACUGAGACAACAUGUGAAAGUUGUUAUUUUGCAACUGAGAAUUGCAAUGUGUGUUCAACACUUUCUGUUGGUGUUUCCAAUUGCACCUCUUGUAUGGCCAACCAUGUGUUGAAUGGCGGGGAGUGUCAGUUAUGUCCAAGUGGGAAGUAUUACAAUCCAAAUUCAAAGAGCUGUCAAAGUAAUGAUGUAAACUGUCAAAUACAAGUCGACGAGUCAACUUGUCUUUUAUGUAACAACAACUACUUUUUGGCGAAUGGGGUUUGCCAACAAACAACACGAUGUCAAAGCCCGUCCAACACCACAAUGUCUUCGUGUGACUGUUAUGACCAGAUCUCAGUCAACUCCGAUUGUAAAGAAAAAUUGACAAACUGCAAACACCAGAAAGUUGAAAAGGGAAAUUCUGUUUGUAUUAAUUGCAACGACAACUUCACUUUGAAUGGAAAUGAUUGUCAACAUGCACAACAAAAUUUGGAAAUAAGAAAUGGUAUUACUUACAAGUGUGGAGAUGGUGCGUAUCUCAACAUCUCAAACGAAUGUGUCGGCUGUGGUGUUUCUGUCUCAAUUUGUCAAUUAUCAAAGACCAAAAUGAUACCAUUGCAGUGUCAAACCAAUUAUAUAUUUGACACGACUACGAACCAAUGUGUUACAGAUGAUAAUUGUCAAACAACAAAAUAUGGGUUUUGCACCAAAUGUACAUCUGAUUUAAAUUACAUUUCACAAGGAAGAUGCUCAAAGUGUCAAACCACCAACUGUGCUAUCUGUGACAGAAGUACCUGUAUGAAGUGUUUGGACGGCUUUGUGAAAUACACCGACACUUGGUGUGUAUCAAGAAGUGAGAUAUCAACAUGCAACGCAUUUAGCUCUAGUGGAUGUGUUGUAUGCAGUGAGGGGUAUUACCAGACAGACGCAAAGAACAUAGAAGACAAGUACGAUUACUGUGUUCCAAUAGAAUCCACAACAGUCACAAAUUGCAAGAGAUACAGUGCAAAGAACACCAAAUGUGUCGAGUGUCUUGAUGCAUUCAAAUUGAAGGGUGGAAUUUGUGCCGAGACAUUUGAUGAAGACGACAAACUCAAAACAAACACAAAAACAGCAACAGAGACUUCCUGUCAAAUCAGAAACAACAAAGGAUGCCAACACUGCGCUGAUGGGUAUUACAACAUCAACAACGAGUGUGUUCAAUGUGAAAAUGACUGCUUAACUUGUUACAACACAACUUAUUGCACUUCUUGCAAAUCCGGUUUUUAUCUUGACAAAUUAGGAAACUGUAAAUCACUUGGUGCAUUACAAGAAAGUUGUAACAUUGCACUGCCUGGUGGAAGCGGAUGUGCAAUCUGUAACAGUGGGUAUUAUCGAGAGGGUAUCAGCUGUACACAAUGUGAUGAGUCGUGUGCACUUUGUGUGAACAGUUACGAGUGUCUUGCAUGCAAAGACGGCUAUUUCAACAUCCCAAGUGAAGGCAAAUUGUGUGAAUCGAACACAACACUCGCAAAUUGUGAGCUGUCAUCAUCGUCUGGAUGUGAGAGGUGUGUGUCUGGUCAUUUCUUAUCAAAUUACAAGUGUUAUGAAUGUUCUUCAAAUUGCACAUCAUGUGAGAGUGAAAGUGUGUGUACAAUAUGUAACGAGAGAGAAUAUGUGUUGGUUGACUCGCAAUGUCUUCAUUUCACAGAAGUUGAAUUCUGUGUGUCAGCCUUAAAUUCGAAGUGUGUGAAGUGUGAGGGUCGACGAGAACCUACAGACUCUGGUGACAGUUGCACAAAGUCGGUCAAUCUUGGUGUUGUGAUUGGCAUCCCAAUUACGGUUUUAAUACUUUUGGUAAUCUUCAUGACAAUGAUCAUUUUGUUACUCAUCAUUUUAUUCAACAAACGCCAAGUGAAAAAGAAGAUGCAAAAUGUCUGUGUUUUUAAGAUGUCACGUUCCAACAUCUCGAUGAUACGUUUAGACGAAUUUAUUUGUUCCAAUAAGAAAGUAUUAAAAUUUGACAUAGAUUCAGACGCUCUUAUUCCAGUCGAUGAAGAAUCGCGCGAUUUGAUAUGUAUUGGAAACCUUACCAAACACCAUUUAAAAGUGCAAUUUAGUGUAAUAGAAGGGUGUGACUGUUAUCAAAUACGAACAGUGCCUUCAAUAGUAACACUAAAGAAAGGAGAAGCGUGUGAGUUUGAGAUAUUCAUCAAACCGUUGUGCUCAUGUAAGAUAGACGAACACUUUGUA
Entamoeba invadens IP1 is the source of this 6867-nucleotide messenger RNA. Its product is annotated as A2L zinc ribbon domain containing protein. Gene Ontology annotation, molecular function: protein binding. The record is from RefSeq and is a predicted model, not a curated record. NCBI's taxonomy places the organism in Eukaryota, Evosea, Mastigamoebida, Endamoebidae. The annotation marks the transcript as partial. The transcript has a single exon.